Ogataea haglerorum is the source of this 3651-nucleotide messenger RNA. RefSeq lists its product as uncharacterized. The transcript has a single exon. Bases 1 to 3651 code for a protein of 1216 amino acids. Gene Ontology annotation, molecular function: ATP hydrolysis activity; DNA binding; protein binding. Gene Ontology annotation, cellular component: chromosome; cohesin complex; nucleus. NCBI's taxonomy places the organism in Eukaryota, Fungi, Ascomycota, Pichiomycetes, Pichiales, Pichiaceae. The record is from RefSeq and is a predicted model, not a curated record. Gene Ontology annotation, biological process: sister chromatid cohesion.
AUGGGGAGACUGGUGGGUCUUGAGCUACACAACUUUAAGUCCUACAGAGGCACCUCUUCUAUUGGUUUUGGUAGUUCGUUUUUUACUUCCAUCAUCGGGCCUAACGGAUCGGGUAAAUCCAACAUGAUGGACGCGAUCUCGUUUGUGUUGGGAAUCAAAUCUAGUCAUUUAAGGUCAAACAAUCUGAAGGAUCUGAUUUAUAGGGGAAGAGUUCUGGGCGAAAGCAAUGAUGGUGAAGAAAAUGAAAAUGAUCCCACUACGGCAUACGUGAUGGCUAUUUACGAAAAAUCAAAUGGAGAUAUUUUGAAGCUCAAAAGAAGUAUCAACGAGACAGGUAUUAGCGAAUACAGAAUCAACAACAAAACAGUGAGCGCAACCCAGUACGCGGAUGUACUGAAGAAAGAGAAUAUUUUGAUUAAAGCCAGGAAUUUCCUGGUAUUCCAGGGAGACGUCGAGAAAAUCGCGUCGCAAUCACCAGAAGAACUUACGCGAUUGAUCGAGAAUAUCAGUGGCUCGAUUGAUCAUAAGAAAGAUUAUGAUAUGCUUCUGGAGGAGAAAGAGAAGGCGCACGACACUACGGCAUUGCUGAAUUCGAGAAAGAAGGCACUUCGGGAAGAGUUUAAUCAAUACAAAAACCAAUCUCUGGAAAUUGAGCAGUUUGACCUGAAAAGUAAAGAGCUUUCCGAUUUGAUUUUGGCGAAAUACUUGACUGAACUCUACCACAAUAACAAAGAGCUUGAGCAGGGUAUACGUGAACUCAAAUCUGCCACUCAUGAGCUGAAAGAUUUGCAGAAGGUGCUGAAAGACAACGAAGCCACCAUGAAAAACGUGAUUAAAACGCGUAACAAGGAUGACAGCGAUUACCACAAAAUAGAAAAACUGAUCUCUAGAAAGGCCGCUUUAAUCAAAGAAAAGCAGUUAGCUUUGAUUCCUCUCAAGUCUGAAGUGUUGCAAUUAUCCAAGAAAAUCAGUGAUUAUAAGAAGAGGAUUGAAACUUUAUCCGAUGACCACCAACGACAGAACGCGAUUGUUGACACAAUCGAGAAGCAGCUGACUACGAUACAGAGAGCGUAUGACAAUUAUGUUAGAGAAUAUGAAGCUACUACGGUGGAGACUCUGAGCUCCGGAGCUCUGAAAGAAUACAAAAAACUAAGAGAGGAAUUUUUGAUGAAGGGAGGACAUAUUGAGUCCAAAUUGCUUGACCUUGAGGAUUCAGUGAACUCCUUGAACCUACAAAUUGAGAAUGUUUCACGUCAGAACGAAAUUGUCAGCACAAGAAUUAGCGAUCUUGAAACCGAAAAGGCAGAGAUUAACUCUAAAAUUCAAGAAAAUGUCUCUCAGACAAAUGACGCGCAAAAUACCAUCAACAAGAAAAAGGAAGAACUCUAUGCUGUCCGUUCUACGCAGGAGAAGAUUUUGCAGGAAGAGUAUGAGUUGAGCACACUUUUAAAGGAGGUGCUAGUUCAAUUGAACGAGCUGCAUGCAAGUCAAAGAGAAACUGCCAGAGAGAAGAGACUCCGUGAAAAUUGCUCUUCACUUAAAAGACUGUUUCCAGGGGUUAGAGGUCUAGUGUGCGAUCUAUGCAAGCCAACACAAAAGAGAUAUGAGCUUGCAGUUUCCACAAUUCUGGGAAAGAAUUUUGACGCGAUUGUUGUGGACAAUCUCAGUGUUGCAAACAAAUGCAUUAAUUACCUGAAAGAACAGAGGGCAGGAGUGGCAUCAUUCAUUCCUUUGGAUUCUGUUGAUUCAAAGCCUCCUCAAGCUUAUCUCCGUAAUAUUGACGAGCGCGUGCGUCCAACCUUUGACGUUGUCACAUUUGAUCCUGAGCUGGAACGAGCUAUUCAGUAUGUCUGUGGAAACUCAAUAGUUUGCGAUAAUAUGGACGUCGCCAAAUAUGUGAAAUGGGAGAAAAAUGUGGACGUGAAAGUUGUCACUCUGGAAGGUUCUUUAAUUCAUAAAUCUGGUCUCAUGACUGGUGGUCUGUCACCAAACGGUGGCAGAAGAUGGGAUAAGUCUGAGAUACAGUCCUUAACUACCCAAAAGGAAGAAAUCAAGGCCAAAUUGGAGGAACUUUCGAGAAAGAAGACAAGCGAACUUCUUGAGAAAAAGCUGAUGGACGAGCUAGAAACAUUUGAAGCUCAAAUUCCUCCACUGCAAAAUGCCAGAGUCGAAUUGAGUAGGCAGGCGAAUGACAUAGAUGCUGAAAUCAAAAACCAAAGAAGCAUACAAGCUCAAUUGGAGAAGGAGCUACAAGAGUUGACAGAAAAGCUCACAAAAGCAAAGGCGAAAGUGGAUUCUACCAAUAAGGAACUCUCGAGUGUUCAGCAGGAAAUUUAUGGCUCCUUCUGUAAGGAACACAAUUUUGCAAACAUAUCCGAGUACGAAGAAACGUAUGGAUCGAACGCAAGGGGUCAUUCCAAGGAAAAGGCAAGAUACAUCAAACAAAUUCAAUACCUCGAAAGCAAACUAGGAUUUGAGAAAGACAGAUUGGAUGAGUAUCAAUCGCGCCUGGAUCGUCUUAACGAGGACAUGUCGAAGCUUGAGAAAAGCUAUAGCAAGCUCGUCUCACGCAAGGAAACGAUCGAAAACGAUCUCGAUACUUUUGAAAGUGAGCACGAAGUGCUGAUGGAGGAGUUACAAAGAGCUAGUGGCCAGCGCAAGGCCCAACUCAUUGAUUACCAACAGUUGGAAGACCAAGUCUCCGAUGUCCGUCUGCAGGUUGCCGAGACCAACAAAAAGAUCGCCAAUUUUGAAGAUUUGAUUGAAAAAGCUAAAAUUGAGAAGAUGAACAUCCUGAAAAAUUGCAAGUUGGAAAACGUGCAUCUACCGUUAUCCCUUGGGUCCAUGGAUGAUAUCCCCCUUGAUGAAUCUGAAAACGUCGAAAAUAUGCUUGCAGAUGAGAUUGAAAUUGACUUCACGAACUUGAAGUCUGGCUUCAAGUCAGGGCCACUUGAGGAGCUGCUAAGUGAGUUCAAAACAAAAAUUGAUCAAAUUACGGCAGAGUUAUCAUCAAUGAGUCCUAAUAUGAAGGCUCGAGAAAGACUCGAGGACGUUCAGAGGAGACUGGUUGAUCUGGAAGCAGAACUUUCUGACGCCAAGCAAGAGGAGAAAAAGAUCGCAGGAGAGUUCCAGACUGUCAAGUCCAAAAGGUACAAGCUGUUUAUGGACACCUUCAACCACAUAUCAGCAACGAUAGAUCCCGUCUAUAAAGAUCUCACCAAAUCCAACGUUUCGCCUCUCGGGGGAUCUGCAUACCUUACUCUCGAAGACGAGGACGAACCGUAUCUGCACGGUGUGAAAUACCACGCCAUGCCUCCAAUGAAGAGAUUUAGAGACAUGGAGCUUCUCUCUGGCGGUGAGAAAACUGUUGCAGCCCUCGCGCUGCUAUUCACUAUCCACUCACAUCAUCCUUCACCAUUCUUUGUGCUGGAUGAAGUCGAUGCUGCCCUUGACAAUGCAAACGUGAAUAAAAUUGCCAACUACAUCGCCAAGAACGCAGGUCCAGAUUUCCAGUUUAUCGUUAUCAGCCUGAAGAAUGGACUUUUCGAACGGAGUGAUGCUCUGGUUGGAAUCUACAGAGAGCAGAAGCUCAACACUUCUAAAACUCUUACGUUGGAUCUGAGGAGUUACCCCGACCAAGAGGUUGCAUAA